AUGGAGCUCUUGAGAGCCAGACGGAGCUCGUGGUCGAAAACGUUCUUGACGUUUUUCGUGGCAGCUGAUAUCAUCUUGAUUAUACUCUUCGCUCUCGGUGCUUUCAACUUCGCGAAGAGAGUCACACCACUCGAUGAGAACAUUGGAGGCUCUACCAGGAAUUGGUGCACCUUUCAAGAGAACGAUGUCGACUUACUAUCGUUCCAUCGAUUCAGGGAUACCAUAAGACAUUUUGAGUACCGCUUCGCUUCGUACAGCCCAAAAGAGUAUCUACCCAGCCAUGCCUUGAAGUGGAGUCUCUUGAACUACGAAAUUCCCUUCCCAUCGGAUGAUUUAGCCGAACUUCACGCCAUCGUCGUCGUGGCCCACCCACUCAGCGAAUAUAAAUUGUACAUGAUUGCAAUGAGAUUCAUGCAUGGAAAUUAUACUUCGAAGAAUUAUACAGAGUUCCGUUUAGAGCACUGGAGCGGCGUGCACCGGUUCGAAAGCUCUCUCAUCCGGAGUCAAGCUGAAUACUUCAGGAAGAGACUAGAAUUCAAUAUAAAGGAGAUCGACAAGCACGGAAGUAUUUUCACGAAGGACGGGAGAACCCUCAAAUUCGACCUUCACAUCGAGCGGUUCCCGAACUUUAACCAGACCGGCUAUACUUUCUCUGUUUCAUUGCCGUCCUCGAGAGGGAUCAACGAGGUCGUAGCAUCUAGCUUUUUCGACAGGAAAUCCGUCUUCAGGAACGAGUUCUACAUAUUCCAAUAUCUGAGCUUCGCCGACGAUACAUUAGCGACGUACAAGGCCAAUUCCAAGCCUAUCUGUACCCUGCAGACGAAAGGCAACAUACAGAGUCUCUGCAGACGCCCGAAUGGAGGAAACGACUUCUGCUCGGCGGACGAGCCCGAAUGGAUCGAGGGGGACUCGAAGGACAUCGCCUAUACACCUGCGGCCUCUCGCUAUCAGCGCAGAUAG
Galendromus occidentalis (western predatory mite) is the source of this 960-nucleotide messenger RNA. RefSeq lists its product as uncharacterized. Lineage: Eukaryota; Metazoa; Arthropoda; Arachnida; Mesostigmata; Phytoseiidae. The record is from RefSeq and is a predicted model, not a curated record. Bases 1 to 960 code for a protein of 319 amino acids. The transcript has 5 exons.